CGAUUAAAAAAAAAACACUUUAAAAACGUCGUGUUCAGGGAAACUACGUUAAAAAUAAUUGCUAGCGUGAUGCUGCUAGCUAACAAACGCAAUCUAUUGUGAAAUGCUGUAGUGUGUUUAGCGAGCUACUUAGUUAGCUACGUUAAAUGGCUGCUCGAUAAUGAUAUGUAUUGUAUUUUAUAAUUCGCUGGUUAUUGUUUCGUCAUCUAACGCGUCGCUGUUCUAUAUUUAGAUGUUUAUCGCUAAUAUUUAUCACCGCGCAGUUUAUCGCUAAUAUUUAUCACCGCGCCGAGGCCUAGCGAUUUAGCUUAGCAUAGGUUAGCUUAGCAUAGGUUAGCUUAGCUCGUCUAUAUUAUGAGGUGUGACGCAGGCCGCUUGUGGCGCAAACUCAAUUGGCCAAACACCAACUUCUAAAUCGACUACAACCGAGAGCAUGAGAUUUAGGUGUGGAAGCCAUUUUUGUGCACUAUAUAGGGAGCAGACGGUGGUUUAAUAUCAGUCAUGAAGCCAGCUCUGUUUCCGUUACCGACAGGAACAGCGGCGCGCGUUUAAUACAGAAUAUUACAGAUAUAACGUAAAUGCUAUGUAUAAACAAUAAAAAAAAAUUAAAAACAUUUAGCUGUCGUUUUUUUAGUGAUUAUUUAUCAGCUAAAAAUAUUUAUUAUUAUUUUUUUAAAUUGCAAACACGUGGUUGCGCCGUUUAAAGGUUAAUUUAACCCGGAUUUAAUCUUUUUUUUUUAAAGAGAGAAAGUAACGUGUCUGAAAAUCCAAAUUAAAAAAGGCAUGUAAACCCGAAUUUAGCUCUUUUUAUUUGAUCAGAUUAUUGUCCUUUUUUUUAAUUAUUUUGUAGCCGAUUUAUUGAUAAUAAAGGGACUGGGGAUAGCAACAGUGUCUUGAAAGAAACGUAUUUUUAUUCUAGUGUCAUUUAUAAAGGAGGAAAUCCUGUGUUGUUGAUCGUUCGUAAAAGUAACAGCGCUGAAUUUUUUUAUGGUCAAUCCAAAAUGGUGGACAAUCCGAAUUUAUCUUGGGUCAAAAGGUUAAAGGAAAACUACCCUAUGAAACACAGUAUAUAGUUGUAUUGAAAGAUCUGCCAUGUCUUUGGCAUUUCCUGUUUUGUUUUUUCUUUCACAAUUUAACAGCAUUUAGUGUACAAGUGCUGGAAGCAGGAAAUACUGGCUUCAAAUGCUUAGAAGCCAACUACUAACUCCAACAGUCACAGCCAAGACGCAGCUGAUUAGCAAAUCUAUGAAGGGAAGAGAACCGUAGUGUCGAGGGUAGUAUUAGCCCAGGAGAAGAUGCUGGUGUGAGGAGCUGAGACAGACUGAAGGUCUAAAGCAGUUCUAUAUCACACUCAUUUGGUAGAUAAGAAUCCAGGACUAAAUCUCAAUGGAUAGGGCUGUGUUAAAUAUAGACAUCUUGAUGGAUUGUUUAAACUUAAAUAGCCGUUUUGUUUUGUUUUGUUUUGCAAGUUAAAUAUGCCUUUUGAAUAUUCAUGGUGGAUUUUUCCUUUAAUCAGAGGUAAAUUGGGUGGUCCAACAUAUAACUUGGGUUAAAAUAAUUUAUCACUGUUUAGAUAAGUGACUCGUUUGAUCUGCUAUAACAUUUCUAAAUAUUUUUUAGCUAGUGUAACAUUUAAUUUGUAAACUGUGUAUUGGCCUAUAAUCAUCUCUCAAUGGACUUUUUUUUUUUUCUUAUCUGAUGUUACAUUUUCACCCACAUGCCUACUACACAGACUUUACCCUUUUCUUGUUUUUCCUAUUAAGGUUAAGAUGGGAAGAAUGAAAAAGGUGGCCGAAGUCGAAUGUUGUUUAAAUGAGGCUGAAUUUUGCGAGUGCAUGCUAAUUCUGUGUGGCCAGAAGUUCUGAGAAGUUCCCCUCAUGUAGAGUGUUGUCACUUUGGAAGCAAUGAAUGGUUGAAGAUGAAGUACAGAAGUCAGAAUAAGAAACUGAAGAAAGAAGAACAGAAUGUUGGUUGAAGUUAUGAAGUUAAUCUCAGAAGUGUUCGUGUGGAUAAGAUGAAAGAGGGCUAAGUAAUGUGCAUUAGUCUGUUUUUGUCUGAAUAUCAACUCUCUUUCAUUAAAGUUUGCAUGCUACUCUUUCUGUCAUAAAGACACAACGCAUUGUAAACAAUAUCCUAAUGUUAGUCAGUGUUUUGUUUAAAAAAAAAAAUCUUUCAUGAUGCAAUGGAUUUAAAACCAACUUCAGCAUUAACAAGUCUGUUUUUCAACAUGAUUAGCCAAUAAGAGGUCUGGGUUCAUAAUUUGAUGCAUGGGAAGUUCUUGCUCUUUUUCUUUUGUGCUCAUUUGGUUUGGAUUUGUGCAGGAGUCCCGCUCUCGGAGUGUGAGUCCCAGAGGCUCUGUGAAAUCGACCAGCAAUUCACCAGGAAGAUCUAAGGAUGGUUCUCACCGCUCUCGCUCCCGGUCCAAAUCUCGGUCUCGGUCCAGGUCGAAGUCCAGGUCCAGGUCCCGUUCACACAGGAGCUCUCGACGUCGCCAUUCUCGCUCACGCUCUCGAAGGCGCCACUCUCGUAGCCGGUCGUACAGCCGAGAGUACAGGCGCAGUCGCAGCCACUCACCCAUGUCCAAUCGCAGACGGCAUGUUGGCAACCGGGCAAACCCUGACCCUAACUGUUGCCUGGGUGUGUUCGGCCUGAGCCUGUACACCACAGAGCGAGACCUGAGAGAGGUGUUCUCCAAAUACGGCCCCCUGGCCAGCGUCACCAUUGUUUAUGACCAGCAAUCUCGCCGCUCGAGAGGCUUUGCCUUUGUCUACUUUGAGAAUGAAGAGGACUCCAAGGAGGCUAAAGAGCAAGCUAAUGGCAUGGAGCUGGAUGGACGGCGUAUCAGAGUGGACUUUUCCAUUACUAAAAGACCACACACCCCCACACCUGGAAUUUACAUGGGACGGCCCACCUAUGGUGGUGGUGGCGGCAGUGGAGGUGGCGGCAGUGGAGGAGGAGGUGGUGGAGGAGGAGGAAGACAGAGUACAUCCUCCAGCCGCUCCAGAGAUUAUUAUGAUCGGGGCUAUGACCGCGGCUACGAUCGAGGAUAUGACCGUUACGAUGAUCGAGAAUACUACAAAUCCUACAGGCGCAGGUCUCCUUCGCCCUACUACGGUCGUGGAGGAUACAGAUCCCGGUCCCGCUCGCGUUCCUACUCCCCAAGGCGCUACUGAGGGAGCCAGAUGAACAGAGGGGAUUCUGUGCUCAUGGGUGAAGAAUUGUGGAAGAAUCGGAGUUUUAAGUUUUGAUGUUUUUGUUUUUUGUAUUUUAAAUGCCAUGCAUGUUUGAUUUAAGUCUUUAUGAUGAGCUGUGCAUCUUCUACUUGUUAGACUGGCUACAGGCCUUGUUUGAUGUUUAGCUUGAGGGUGUGUUAUGUUGCAAUACAUCAUUACGUCCUAGUCCAAAUCCAUAAAUCAGAUGUAAAUGCAUAUGUUGUCAAUAUCCAAGAAAUAAACAGUAUUUUACA
Tachysurus fulvidraco (yellow catfish) is the source of this 3466-nucleotide messenger RNA. It is a transcript of the gene tra2b, whose product is annotated as transformer 2 beta homolog. Gene Ontology annotation, biological process: positive regulation of mRNA splicing, via spliceosome. The coding region runs from base 2268 to 3173 and encodes 301 amino acids. The transcript has 7 exons. The record is from RefSeq and is a predicted model, not a curated record. Gene Ontology annotation, cellular component: spliceosomal complex. Gene Ontology annotation, molecular function: RNA binding. NCBI's taxonomy places the organism in Eukaryota, Metazoa, Chordata, Actinopteri, Siluriformes, Bagridae.